AUUGUUUUUAAACCUCAAUUUUCAUCUGCUGCGAAUCCUCUCUCCUUGAACACCAAAGCGUUCAUGAACAACUUCGCUAUCUUUUCUUCCAAUCCAGGGAGAGCGUUUUCGGAUUCUUAAGUUUGUUGGCGUUCGUUGAUUUUCCAACAUCGAAUUUUAAUUGAUGCGAUUGCUUUAUCUGGGUUCGGGCUCAGGCCUUAGAUUCGGUCUGUUGUAGAAUUUAGGUCGUUGCCUUCUCUGUCUCCGCUUGUUCAUCGAUUUCCUGCUGCUGCUGCGAUGUACCACGAUGAUGCUUCUGGCCCAAACCCUUCUUUCGUGCCAAGAUUGCGUCGCAGUGGAAGAAAUGGCGAGGAUCGCUCCUCUUUCAAUCGUAUCAUUGUUCUGCGCGAUCCUUCUAACUCGGGUGUUGUUAGUAAUAAUGGUAUUGGAGGUGGAGGAAAUUAUGAGAUUUUUUGUGACGAUGGUACUGGGGCGAGCCUCCGGCCUUUACCUUCUAAUGUAUCCGAGUUCUUGAUGGGAUCGGGGUUCGAUCGUCUUCUCAAUCAAUUGGCGCAACUGGAGGUGAAUGGGGUUAGCCCAUUGGAAAACCCACCGGCUUCGAAGGCUGCGAUUGAAUCUUUGCCUGUGGUUAAGAUUCUUGCUAACCAUGUGCGUGUGGAAUCACAUUGUGCGGUCUGUAAGGAACCAUUUGAGCUUGACUCUGAGGCUCGAGAGAUGCCGUGUAAGCAUAUUUACCAUUUGGAUUGUAUACUCCCUUGGCUUUCUAUCCGGAAUUCUUGUCCUGUUUGUCGGCACCAAUUGCCUACCGAUGUGCAUAGCAGUGGGAGGAACUCCCCUGCUUCUGCUGAAGAAGUUGUUGGACUAACAAUUUGGAGGCUUCCCGGUAGGGGUUUUGCUGUUGGAAGGUUUACUUGGGGCAGGGGAGCUGCAGAACAUGACCUUCCUGUUGUUUACACUGAAAUUGAUGGUGGGUUUAGUACCACCAGUGGUAUUCCUAGGAGGAUUACGUGGGAGUCAAGCGGGAGAAGAUCAAGUGAAAGUGGUGGAUUUCGUAGCGUUUUUCGCAAUUUAUUCUCCUUUUUUGGGAGGUUUAGAAGCUCGUCCCGUCAUUCUGGUUCUGGACCUGGUUCAGUAAGAAGGAGCUUCUCUGCUAGGUUAUUCAACAGACACUCGAGGAGGAAUAAUCAACCUAUAGCGUCGGACAUAAACUAUACGUUUUCUGCUUAGUUAUACUCAUAGAGAGGGUGAAUUCUCACUCUUACUCCCUCUAGAAAUUGUGAGUGAUUGAGCCCAUAACAGUCUUCCUUUUGGGUAAUGGUGUAGACGUACAAUUUUUGUUUAUUAGCUGUAUAGAUACAUCAACAAGAAAUACAGAAUUCGGUAACUUAAAUGUAGUCGACUGGAGAAUUUUUGACAUGGUGGGACAAGGAUAUUUAGAGAUGAAUAAGGGAGAGAGUCGUAUAAUCUGCCUGGUCGAGGGUUAAUGGCAGUUCAAUUCGAGUAUGUGAAUGUAUUCUGUUGUUUGAUGUUGAAAGGAAAGAGAUGGGUUAGGGAGUUCCUGUUGAUGUCUAGUAGGUUCAUUUUUUUCCUCUUAUGCAAUGUAACAUUGUAACUUCGCUGCAAAGCAGCUGUUAUCCUUAGAAUAUGAAGAUCUUAUGUUUUUAGUUAUGUUUGUA
Molecule: messenger RNA, 1676 nt
Organism: Cucumis sativus (cucumber)
Lineage: Eukaryota; Viridiplantae; Streptophyta; Magnoliopsida; Cucurbitales; Cucurbitaceae
Product: E3 ubiquitin-protein ligase RDUF1
Exons: 2
Coding region: 277-1227 (316 amino acids)
Biological process (GO): protein ubiquitination
Cellular component (GO): cytoplasm
Molecular function (GO): ubiquitin protein ligase activity
Source: RefSeq, a predicted model, not a curated record